Messenger RNA from Lipotes vexillifer (Yangtze River dolphin), 2883 nucleotides. It is a transcript of the gene ARHGEF1, whose product is annotated as Rho guanine nucleotide exchange factor 1. The coding region runs from base 122 to 2863 and encodes 913 amino acids. NCBI's taxonomy places the organism in Eukaryota, Metazoa, Chordata, Mammalia, Artiodactyla, Lipotidae. Gene Ontology annotation, biological process: G protein-coupled receptor signaling pathway. Gene Ontology annotation, cellular component: cytoplasm. Gene Ontology annotation, molecular function: G protein-coupled receptor binding; guanyl-nucleotide exchange factor activity. The transcript has 28 exons. The record is from RefSeq and is a predicted model, not a curated record.
CUCUGGGGUGGCUAGAGCGACUCGGAGGCGGGGGUGGGGGAGCCCGGAGCCGGCGCGCGGAGGCUUCGGUUCUGGCAGCAGCGGUGCUUCUCCUCCGACCCGGAGCAGCCCUGCAGAGCCCAUGGAGGCCGAAGACGUUGCCCGAGGGGCGGCCCCAGGGCCCCCCCGGCCUGGCCUGGUGCCCGUCUGCAUCAUCGGGGCUGAGGACGAGGAUUUUGAGAAUGAGCUGAAGACGAACCCCGAGGAGCAAAACAACCAGUUCCAGAGCCUGGAUCAGGUGAAGCGACGCCCGGCCCACCUCAUGGCCCUCCUGCAGCACGUGGCCAUGCAGUUCGAGCCGGGACCCCUGCUCUGCUGCCUGCACGCGGACAUACUGGGCUCACUGGGCCCCAAGGAGGCCAAGAAGGCCUUCGGCGACUUCUGCCACAGCUUCCUGGAUAAGUGUGCGAUUCUGCGGGUGUCGGUCCCUCCCACCGUGGCCUUUGAACUUGACCGCACGCGGCUCGAUCUCCUCUCCGAGGACGUGCAGCGGCAGUUCGUGCAGGAGGUGGUGCAGACCCAGCAGGCAGCCGUCAGCCGGCAGCUGGAGGACUUCCGCUCCAAGAAGCUCAUGGGCAUGACACCCUGGGAGCAGGAGCUGAUCCAGCUGGGGGCCUGGGUUGGGCGGGACCGCGCCACCUAUGAGGCCCGCGAGCGGCACCUGGCCGAGCGGCAGCUGACCCACCUGGAAGAGAUGCAACACACCAUUUCUAACGAUGAGGAAAAGAGUGCUGCUGUGGUCAGUGCCAUCACCCUGUACAUGCGCCACCUCGGGGUGCGGACCAAGAGUGGGGACAAGAAGUCGGGGAGGAAUUUCUUCCGGAAAAAGGUGAUGGGGAACCGGCGGUCAGAAGAGCCGACCAAGACCAAGAAAGGACUGAGCAGCUUCCUGGAUGCCGCCCGCUGGAACCGGGGAGAGCCCCAGGCCCCAGAUUUUCGACACCUCAAAGUUGAGGCUGAUGGUGAGAAGCCAGGCCUUACAGAACGUAAGGGAGGUCUGGGGGUGCCCUCCCGGGACCGGAAUGUGGGAGCCCCUGGGCAGGACACCCCCGGAGUUUCUCUGCACCCUCUGUCUGGGGACAGCCCUGACCGGGAACCAGGUGUUGACGCCCUCCCUGAGCUGGGGGACCCGCCCCCGCAGGGCCCAGCCAGCCUGGAGCCUGCAGCGCCCCUGGAGAGCACAGAGGAGGGUGCUGACACGGAGAGCCCCGAGCCUGGAGAUGAGGGGGAGCCGGGCCGAUCGGGACUAGAGCUGGAACCAGAAGAGCCCCCCGGCUGGCGGGAGCUCGUCCCCCCGGGCACCCUGCACAGCCUUCCCAAGAGCCAGGUGAAGCGGCAGGAGGUCAUCAGCGAGCUGCUGGUGACAGAGGCGGCCCACGUGCGCAUGCUGCGGGUGCUGUAUGACCUCUUCUAUCAGCCCAUGGCGGACGGGGGCUUAUUCUCCCUGGAGGAGCUACAGAACAUCUUCCCCAGCCUGGACGAGCUCAUCGAGGUGCAUUCCCUGUUCCUUGAUCGCCUGAUGAAGCGGAGGCAGGACAGUGGCUACCUCAUUGAGGAGAUCGGAGAUGUGCUGCUGGCCCAGUUUGAUGGUACCGAGGGCUCCUGGUUCCAGAAAAUCUCCUCCCGCUUCUGCAGCCGCCAGUCGUUUGCCUUAGAGCAGCUCAAAGCCAAACAGCGCAAGGAGCCUCGGUUCUGUGCCUUUGUGCAGGAGGCCGAGAGCCGCCCCCGGUGCCGCCGCCUGCAGCUGAAGGACAUGAUCCCCACGGAGAUGCAGCGUCUGACCAAGUACCCGCUGCUUCUGCAGAGCAUCGGGCAGAACACAGAAGAGCCUGCGGAUCGGGAGAAAGUGGAGCUGGCGGCUGAGUGCUGCAGGGAAAUUCUGCACCACGUCAACCAAGCCGUGCGCGACAUGGAGGACCUGCUGCGGCUCAAGGAUUAUCAGAGGCGCCUGGAUUUGUCCCACCUUCGGCAGAGCAGCGACCCCAUGCUGAGCGAGUUCAAGAACCUGGACAUCACCAAGAAGAGGCUGGUCCAUGAGGGCCCGCUGACGUGGCGGGUGACUAAGGACAAGGCUGUGGAGGUCCACGUCCUGCUGCUGGACGACCUGCUGCUGCUGCUGCAACGCCAGGAUGAGCGGCUGUUGCUCAAAUCGCACAGCCGGACGCUGACGCCCACACCCGACGGCAAGACCAUGCUGCGGCCGGUGCUGCGGCUCACCUCCGCCAUGACCCGAGAGGUGGCCACUGAUCACAAAGCCUUCUAUGUCAUUUUUACCUGGGACCAGGAGGCCCAGAUCUACGAGCUGGUGGCCCAGACCGUGUCGGAGCGGAAAAACUGGUGUGCCCUCAUCACUGAGACCGCCGGAUCCCUGAAGGUCCCUGCCCGCACCUCCCGACCCAAACACCGGCCCAGCCCCAGCAGCACCCGUGAACCCCUGCUCAGCAGCUCUGAGAACGGCAACGGUGGCCGAGAGAUGCCUCCGGCUGACGGCCGGAUGGAGAGAAUCUUCAGCGCCCUCCUGCCCUUCUGCAGACCAGGCCCUGAGGGCCAGCUCGCCGCCAAGGCCCUUCAGAAAGUGCUGUCCCUGAAGCAGCUCCUGCUUCCCUCGGAGGAAGACAGCGGGGUGGGGCCUCCGCUCGAAGGCGAUGGAGUCCCAGGGGCUGGCCCCCCAAGCCCGGCACAGCCCCAGGAAAUUCGGGAGGAGCUGCUCAGCCUGGAGGAGACCAUUAAACAGCUGGAGGAGGUGGAGGAGGAGUUCUGCCGCCUGAGACUCCUCCUGUCUCCGCUCGGGGAGAACACUGUCCCCCAGUCUGGCUGUACCUGAGGCCCCCUGCCCCAGGCAGG